AUGAGGUAUCUCACAGCGGCUGGAUACUUCUUCCUUUGGAUUGCUACUACACUUUCAUUCCCCGUCAAUGAUCAACUUGUGCAGCGUACGCAUCCAUUACCUCCCACAGAUGACCCCUUUUAUGUGCCGCCAACAGGCCUCGAGGAUUUUCAGCCGGGAACAAUCUUACGCAGCAGAUCAAUAGGUGCUCUUGCAUUCGUGGGUCCUGUGCCAUUCCGAGCCAAAGCCACAUAUCAACUUCUGUAUAAAACGACGGAUAGCUUGGGUAAUGCCUCAGCAGCAGUUACUACGAUCGUUGUGCCAUACAAUGCAAAUGUAUCAAGAGUGCUUUCAUACCAAUUUGCAACAGAUGCUGCAUGGGCUAAUUGCGCACCAUCUUACGCAAUACAGUUAGGGUCCAAUCCCGAUAGUGGAGGUAUUGGUAGUAUUGAGACUCUGCACGUCAUCGCUGCUCUCGAUCAAGGUUGGAUAGUCAACCUUCCUGAUUACGAGGGCCUUAAGGCUGCUUUCGUAUCUGGUUUACAAGCCGGCAGGGCGACGCUCGAUUCUGUUCGUGCAGCUCUGUCGUCUGGGGAUUUGACUAGCAUUUCACCUGAAGCCGAGUAUCAAAUGUGGGGUUAUUCCGGAGGAUCUUUGGCUUCUGAAUGGGCGGCAGAGCUUCAACCUUCCUACGCGCCAGAGCUUAGCUUUAAGGGAACUGCUAUAGGUGGUCUUGUGCCAAACAUCACAUCUGUGCUACUCUCCACCAACAAAAGUUUCUUCACUGGUCUGAUUCCCGCUGGAAUUAUCGGCCUCACGAAUGCUUACCCGAAACUCAAAGAGUUUGUCCAUGAACACGUCUUGCCAUCAAAAGCUUCUGAUUUCUACAGAGCAUCCUCUCAAUGCUUCUUCAAUAAUACAUCGACCUAUAAGGAUCAGGACAUAAGCUCGUAUUUAGACAGCGACAUAGUUUCUUUCCUCUCCGAUUAUCCAAGAGAGGUUUUAGAUAUUACUGGACAAAUGGGUAUACAUGGCACCCCAGAGAUGCCAAUAUUCCUAUACAAAGCUAUUAAAGACCAGGUUUCAGUAAUUGAAGAUACGGACGCAGUUUUCAACAAGCUCUGCUCUCAGGGUGCCAAUAUCGAAUAUGUUCGAGAUAUGCUUGGGGAACAUAAUACUGAAGCAAUCACUACCGCCGGUGAUGCGUUUCUCUUUCUCAUCGAUAGAUUCAAUGGUGUUGCUGCGAAAUCCGGCUGCACUAGUAGCGAUGUCUUGACGACUCUUAUUAAUCCCAGGGCUAUUGCGGCGAUGGGAACUAUGGUUGCUGAUGCACUGUUGGCUUUACUGCAAGCCCCUGUUGGUCCUUGGGGUAUUUUUGGACCGUGGGCAGCGCUUGCUUGA
Molecule: messenger RNA, 1380 nt
Organism: Sclerotinia sclerotiorum 1980 UF-70
Lineage: Eukaryota; Fungi; Ascomycota; Leotiomycetes; Helotiales; Sclerotiniaceae
Exons: 1
Coding region: 1-1380 (459 amino acids)
Biological process (GO): lipid catabolic process
Molecular function (GO): triacylglycerol lipase activity
Source: RefSeq, a predicted model, not a curated record